UAACUCGGUUAGUUCAGAGCACCACUUUUGUGCGACCGGUCGACAGCAAAAUACGCGAAGUCGAAGAAUCAGUAUUUUUGGCAGAGAAUUUCAACUCACUUUUAUCUACAAGUCAUGGUGUUUUGGGAAGAAAGACAGAAGACGAAUUUGGUUCGAGUAGUAAGGUUCACAGUUCUGGCGCUUCUCCUCAAAGAAGGAACAUGUGAUUCAAUUUGUCCCAAUGGUUUAAUAAACAUCACUGCAUCCAGCGGCAGCCUCAUAUAUCCCUCGUCAGGUAAUUAUGGCGUGAAUGAGACAAAGUGUUGGAAAAUUGAAGUUCCCGACACAUAUGCAGCAAUUGGUUUUCGUUUUUACAAGUUUGACUUGGAAAGAUGCGAGAAUUGCAAAUGUGAUCAUUUUCAGAGUGGUGUCACCUACAAUAAUUUAGAUGUGCAAUCCAAAUCAUGUGGACGAUACAGUUUCAAUUAUUUAUACGAGUAUCUCUGGUUCGUCGAUUGGAGCGGUGGGAUUUCCUCUAGUGUUUCGGGAUCGACUGCCUACAUCCGUUUCGUGUCAGAUGAUACUGAACAUUACAGUGGAUUCAAUCUCACCUUUAUUGGUGGCUCCAGCGCUGAGGGAGACGUAAACUAUCUGAAUGCCACCGAAGACGAAACUAUUACGUUUGGCACACCAAAGGCUGGCGCCGAUGAUUACCCUUCAAAUUACAAAGAACAAUGGUUUUUAAUUGUUCCUGAAGGAAGGCAGGUCCAGAUAGACUUUGUCUCGUUCAAUCUGGAGGACAGCGCGGACUGCCAAAAUGACUAUGUUGAGUUCCGUGAUGCAUACGUUGUGCUUGGUGAUCCUAAAUCAAUAUCUGGUGAGUACGGUCCAAUUCUGACCAACCGCCUGUGUGGAAGUACAAAACCGAGUUCGAUACAGAGUCAAGGGAACAUCGUUUGGGUUCAGUUCAAGAGUAACAGCAACUCUACCACAGUGUACAAGGGAUUCAAAGCAACCUUUAAAGCAGGCCAAGGAAGAUUAUUUGUUUCCAGCCCGCUUACUCUGCUCUUCCUCUCCGCUUUGCUUGUGGUCGCAUCAAAGAACAGCGUGUUGUAAUUUCAUUAACUGAGUACCAAGCAGGAUUUCAGAAUUUUACAUCGCUUUCAGUUCCCUAGCACAAUUUCAUAAAAAUUACUUAGUUUUUUUAACGUGAAUUUAUACUUGAAUGUACAAGGUUGAUCUGUAUUACACGUAAUACCAACAACUUAAAAAAUCGGAGAGUUUCUUUUUAAGUGUUCUGUCAGUUCCAGGCUAGAUAGCUGACGUCUUCUUUGGUGCGUGUGCGCGCUCGAGGAGAAUGACGGUGGCGGAACCGCAUGAUGCCUCCAAAUGCUCGACGCCAACAACCAGAUAACCAGACUGAUUAGUAUUGCGUGUUAAAAAUUGACGUUUUAGUCGUUUA
Messenger RNA from Pocillopora verrucosa, 1441 nucleotides. RefSeq names its product bone morphogenetic protein 1. Lineage: Eukaryota; Metazoa; Cnidaria; Anthozoa; Scleractinia; Pocilloporidae. The record is from RefSeq and is a predicted model, not a curated record.